Molecule: messenger RNA, 1492 nt
Organism: Nicrophorus vespilloides
Lineage: Eukaryota; Metazoa; Arthropoda; Insecta; Coleoptera; Silphidae
Product: 8-oxo-dGDP phosphatase NUDT18
Exons: 4
Coding region: 263-1276 (337 amino acids)
Molecular function (GO): 8-oxo-GDP phosphatase activity; 8-oxo-dGDP phosphatase activity; magnesium ion binding
Source: RefSeq, a predicted model, not a curated record
UAUGCAACCAAAGUUUCAUCGAGUCUGUAACGGAGAAUAAUAGAAGGAGUAAUUUACAGUAAGAACUUAGUCGGGGCCGUUUUUAAAAACUUGUAUGUGUUGACAUCAGAGACAUGUCCGAUACUUGACAUUCCGCGCAUUCCAAUCCAAUUGAUCAACAAAUGUGCCACAACCUGCUCAUCUUCCAUCUGCUCCACAUUUAGAAAUCCAAUUUGGAUUCAUCUUUGAGACACACACACACAUAUUGGAAGAUCCAGUGAGCAUGGCAGAUUCAGUGGAGCACUACAUACAAUCUGUUCUGGAUGGCAGUCCACACAGCAGUGACCUAUCAGAGCUCUGCGAUUUCACACUGACCGAACACAAUGCUGCAUUGGAGACUCAAGGUAUCAGUCCCAGGGCUGAUCCCACCAAGAAACUUGUGAUGGGUGAUAAUAUCACAUACAUUGUUGCUGGGAUAAUCAUCAAUGAUGAGGGGGAAGUGCUGAUGAUACAGGAGGCAAAGGAGAGUUGUGCUGGGAAAUGGUACUUGCCGGCUGGUAGAAUGGAGAAAGGUGAAACUAUCUGUGCUGCCACAGAGAGGGAAGUUCUUGAGGAGACUGGAUACCAGAUCAAGUGCAAAUCUCUGAUAAUGAUUGAGUGUGCCAAGGGGACUUGGUUCAGGUUCGUCUCUGUUGGGGUUGUUGUUGGUGGAUCACUGAAGACCCCAGCACAAGCUGAUUCAGAAUCCAUCCAAGCCAAGUGGACUCUGGAUUUGGCUGAGCUCACUUUGAGAUCCAACGAUAUAGUGCCCUUAAUCAUGAGAGCCAAGGGAAUGGCGCAAGCUAGAAGAUCAUCGGACCAAACCUGGCAUUCCGACAUCCUUCCGAUGAACACGGCCUAUCCGAAACUUCUCCUGAGACUUCUGGUUGUCAUCAGGAAGAAGUCUAAUAACAAAGUCUUUGUUUUGCUCAGCGAGAAGACAGCGCUGCAUCUUCCCACCUGCGAGAUUCAUCCGUCAAAAUCCGUGUACUCCACCUUGAAGAGGUUCAUGGUGGAGAUUUUCGGCGCCGACGUCUCCGUCCACAGACCGCACGGAAUACUCUCCAUGGAAAUGGACGCAACGAACGAACCGCACGGCGCCUGCCUGACGAUGCUCGUCGUCUUCAAGGGCUCUCUUGAAGAGGUGCCCAUCAUCGGCAAAUACGUCUGGCACGAAGUCUCCAAGACGUUAUCCAACGCUCUGGCGAUGAGAGUCGCAGGAAAGAACUCCACGAUUCACCUGAACGUCAUCAAUUGAAUCCAUCCAAAUUACUCUCUCUACAAUUAAUUAAUUUAAAAAAAAUAUAUAGAAGAACAAAAUACUCAAGGUAUACAAGAAACCUGACGAAAAUUCUCUAUUAUUUUUUUAAAAUUUCCAAAUGGGAUUUGUAUCUGCGUCCUUUUUUCAACUGUUAUUUAUUUCUAUUAUCGUCCUUCUUUUUACAUACAUACGCAUUAAUCGAAUCAGUAUUUC